UAUUUAAUAAUAAACAUAUCCUCUUUUAUUAUUAAAUAUAACGGUUAUAUAAAAAGCUUAAAAAAGCUUUAUAUUUAAAAAAACGUAAUUUAAAUCUUAUAAACACAUCUCGUCGUCGUAAUAUUAUAAAAUUUCUCCGGCCUUCCUUCAAAAAAAAAUAUCCAAAAGUGAUUCAUCGGCCCGUGGCCCUCCGCAAGCUCCGGGACGGGCCUUCGAAUCACUUUUGGAUAUUUUUUUUUUCAGGAACCGCUGCGCUGGCCGAAGAAAUUUUGCUCGUCCAAUUAAAAGACUAUCUUAGAAAGUCAAAAAGGGGUUAAAAGUCGGCAAUGGGUGACGGAAGGAAGGCGUGACCAUCCGGAGGAUAAGGUUUAGCAAGCUGUGGCAGCAGCAGCCAUGGAGAUGCCCACAUGGCAGUAGCCAUGGAUAGCCACUCCCGUGGCUAUCCACGUCCUGGCCAGGAGACACGUGGCUGGGACAUUCAAUUCUCGGUCCCUCCAACCGACGAGAUCCUUCAAUUCUCGGUCACCUCAGCCGAUGAGACCCUACAGCACAACAGCCAUUCAACAUGGCUGUCCUGGAAACACUAUUCCCCUUAUAUCUUUAUCCCUAUAUAUCAGCAGAGCCGCAAGAGCCUCAACGCACAGGCCAUCGGCAGAGCCUCAGGCAACCCGACACCACCCCGACCACUAACACCACAUGUAUCCCGUUAGGAGGACUGUCUGGCGUUACUUCAAUUAUUGAAGCAGCACGGGUCAGCUUAGAGAUUAGUAUCAGGGAUCAACACACAUGUGUGUAUGUAUUGGACUUGGAUAACGUGGACGUUAUCCUUUCCAUUGAAAGGGGGGUGAUGUCAGGACAUGGCUCGGUGGGUGUCGGACCGGCGCCGGAUAUGCUGAAACAGAUUGGUAUAUGGGUCGGUCGGAUUGAAGAGAGGUAUGGAGAGGUAUCGAUACAGCAAUGGGCAAAAUAGGGAUAUGGUCAAUGAAUAAGGAUAUGGGCAAUGGAUAAGAAUAGGACGGUUGUUGAUUAACCCUUCAACAACCAAAAGCGUUGAAAGAAACGCACGGCUAUGGUUGACAAAGUUUGGGACAGCUGGCAUAAAGGGAUGCAGCCAAUAAAAAGCGUUUGCUUUAAAGGAAUGCAGCCAAUGAAAAGCUUUUAAAAAGAACGCAC
Molecule: messenger RNA, 1173 nt
Organism: Hypoxylon fragiforme
Lineage: Eukaryota; Fungi; Ascomycota; Sordariomycetes; Xylariales; Hypoxylaceae
Exons: 2
Coding region: 566-970 (134 amino acids)
Source: RefSeq, a predicted model, not a curated record